GUAUCAAAUCUAAGCUGUCACAGUAUAAAACUUUUCAAGGCCAGACACUUAAAAACAGAACCAAAAAUGGAAAUGCGAGAUCGGCUGUACCACUUAAUGGUGAGCCAGAGCAUUUUAUCCCGCACCACUGUGACCGAGAGCAUGGCCAAGUUCGCAAUCCUAAACCUGGACAGUUCCGACUCCGUGGAGAGGACGGUGAUCAAGAUCCUGCUGGUGAUCGAGGACAAGUUUCGCAACUUCUUUGAGUCCUACCAGAAGGAGCUGGGAUUGCAGAGGAUCGCGGCCCAGACCCUCAGCCAGUUGAUCCAGCGCUACAAGAUCACCAUGCAGGUGGACACGAGCUGCAUGUGCCCGCACAUCUACGAGAUCGAGUCGGAGGACGCGAUCAUCAACAAGUACUAUCUGCACCACCAGGUGAUAGUCAGCUCCAACAAGAACCAGAGCUGGGCCGUCCACAGCCUGCGUCCGUAUGUGCUGAUCUUCCGGCGCGAGUGCGCCAAGUUGGAUCUAAAGGAGGAGAGCCCGUUUAUCCUGGGCGACUCCUUCCACAAGCCGAUCCAGUUCUUCAUCGACCUGGUGGAGGAGCUGUUCGCCUACUUCUACAGUGGCCACCUCCAGCUGGACUGCGCCGCUCGUCUGCUGGAUCCCCUGGAUCUGAACAGCCUGGAGUACUACCAGAAGCUGCUGGCUCCCAACGAGGACUUCGACGAGUACUUCCUGCACAACAUGAGCUUCUGCAAGUGCCUGCGGUUGCCGCCCAAGUGUCCGCCGUAUGAGUGCCACAAGCUGAUCAAGGACCAGGCCGAGCCCUAUAUCACCCAGGCAAAGAAAAAACGGUGUGCCAGGCGCUUCGACAAGAUGGCCGGCAACGAGAGGCGGAGGAGCUCGAACCGGGAGAGCACUGGAACGGACCGCAAGGCGUCCAUCUUGAGCAACCAAAGCGGGAGGUCAGCGAGGAGUGUCAGCCAGGAGUCGAAUCAGGAGCUAGAGGCUGAGGACCCAGAGGCCCCCGUUAGCCAGCGUCAUGAACGGGCCCUGACGAAUCAUCUGAUGACGGCUUUCAGUGGUGGCAACAAUGACCCGCUGACCAGGGAAUGAGGGCUAUCUCAGUGCCUCCAGGAAUCGAAUUAGGACCAACUUAACCUGUAGUCAGUCGAUUAAACGAGCGAAGUGCACGUGAUUGCGUUCUCAGUUUCUCGGAAAUGUCUGCGGAAAUGUAGUUAUCCCCUGCCCCUCGGAUAUUUGCUGCACGCAACUUAGAUUUGCUUACUCUACACACACACCUACUUCAAAGAUAUUUUGGUCGUGCCUCUGCAAGUGGUGUGGCAACCAAACUCGAUGCGGAGGUGCUUCCAACCGAGCACAGUCGAUGCUCAAAGAGCCUUAAUUAAAAGCAAACUAAAGUUUUCACUUGAAUCGAGUGGAACACUUCUAAAUUUUUGGAUUUCAAAAUUGUAUUACCAGUUGAAUAUUAAACGCAGUUAAUUGGGCUGUAAUAAGAUUA
Messenger RNA from Drosophila biarmipes, 1504 nucleotides. RefSeq lists its product as uncharacterized. The transcript has a single exon. Lineage: Eukaryota; Metazoa; Arthropoda; Insecta; Diptera; Drosophilidae. The record is from RefSeq and is a predicted model, not a curated record. The coding region runs from base 67 to 1098 and encodes 343 amino acids.